Messenger RNA from Carya illinoinensis, 1114 nucleotides. RefSeq names its product protein COBRA-like. Bases 195 to 923 code for a protein of 242 amino acids. Gene Ontology annotation, biological process: cellulose microfibril organization; plant-type cell wall cellulose biosynthetic process. NCBI's taxonomy places the organism in Eukaryota, Viridiplantae, Streptophyta, Magnoliopsida, Fagales, Juglandaceae. The transcript has 4 exons. The record is from RefSeq and is a predicted model, not a curated record. Gene Ontology annotation, cellular component: plasma membrane.
GACUUUAACAAGUACACUUUAAAAGCUCAGGAAAGCCACUCGCCGUGUGAAACAGAGAAGGCCAAACCUCCGUUUCCAGCCAUCUCUCUCUCACUCUCUCUCUCCCUCUCUCUCUCCCCCACAGAGCCUCUCUGCAGAUCUUGUGCUAAGCCAGUGCUUAAACAUCACAUUCAAUAACAAAACUGUACCAAGAAAUGGGAUCUCUUUCUUCGUCAGCGUUUGGACCCGUUAAGCCUAGCAGCUUUGCUGUUCUGCUUGUUUUGUUGCUUUCCUGCUCCAGUUUUAGUUCUACAGAAGCCUAUGAUGCACUCGAUCCAACUGGAAAUAUCACAAUCAAAUGGGAUAUAAUGAGCUGGACGCCUGAUGGCUAUGUUGCUGUUGUUACUAUGUAUAACUUCCAGCGACGCGACAUUCAAGCACCUGGAUGGACAUUGGGGUGGACAUGGGCGAAAAAAGAAGUAAUUUGGAGCAUGAUGGGGGCACAAACAACUGAACAAGGGGAUUGUUCAAAAUUUAAGGGGAACAUUCCACAUUCCUGUAAGAAGGAUCCAACCGUGGUGGAUUUGUUGCCAGGAACUCCAUACAACCAGCAGAUUGCUAAUUGCUGCAAAGGAGGAGUGAUAAACUCAUGGUUCAAGGACCCAGGCAAUGCGGCAAGCUCGUUCCAGGUCAGUGUGGGUGCAGCUGGAACGACUAACAAAACUGUCAGAGUGCCUAGGAACUUCACCCUGAAAGCUCCUGGGCCUGGAUAUACUUGCGGGCCAGCAAAGAUCGUGAGACCAAGUAAAUUUGUGACUGCAAAUAAACGAAGAGUCAGCCAAGCUUUGAUGACCUGGAAUGUUAUUUGCACAUAUUCACAAUUACUUGCUCAAAAGACACCCUCCAGUUGUGUUUCUGAUGCAAAUCAGGAAGAUGCUCCUUAAUUCAUGGGGCUGCUCUGUUAGGCAAAGGAUUUUUGGGAAGCAUAUUUGUAUUUCAAUUCUAGUUUAUUUGAUUGUUAUUUCUUGCCUAGUUUGUUUCUUUCCUAGUUUGUUUUCCUAGAUUAUGUGUUCUUUGGUUGAAUAUUUGAAGGGAAGGAAAAAUAAUGAAAGGCGGUUGCCAUCUUUGUAGUUCC